This is a messenger RNA of Dreissena polymorpha, 7385 nucleotides long. Its product is annotated as SCL-interrupting locus protein homolog. The record is from RefSeq and is a predicted model, not a curated record. The transcript is spliced from 16 exons. Gene Ontology annotation, biological process: centrosome duplication; smoothened signaling pathway; mitotic spindle organization. The coding region runs from base 634 to 5157 and encodes 1507 amino acids. Gene Ontology annotation, cellular component: centriole; centrosome. NCBI's taxonomy places the organism in Eukaryota, Metazoa, Mollusca, Bivalvia, Myida, Dreissenidae.
UAACAAAAAAUGUUUAGCUGUGUCUAAUGAAUUCAACAAAUUUGUUAAAACGCUUUACGAGUUGAAUAAAUGCUGUGACCAUAUUAUGCAUGAAAUGCACAAUUGCCACAAGAAUUACACCAGAUUGCCAUAAUCAGUCUUCUAAGUAACUUUCAGAUAUUUCAUCGCUGAGAUGUACACCUGAGGAACAGAUAAGUCUGGUUGAAAACAAAGCCAACAAACUGUCACAAAAUAAAACACUAAUGGCAAUUAUGUCACUUGAAGCAGGGCCCUCAAUCCAUUUUAGGGGAAGCAGGUCGCUGCCCUCAUGAGGGGGAAUUUUCACGACGUUUCCCUUUUUGGGGGAUUUUGUUACUUAUUCUCUCAUUAUAACAUUUGUACAUGUUUGCACUAUAUUCAUUUCUUUUUUCAUAAUUAAGUAUGUUUGACAAGAUUAAAUUGAAAUAGAAUUGAGAUAUUAUAAUCAUGAGACACAUCUUUUUAGAUUUUUUUUAAAAUCAGUGUGAAUUUUUCCCCCCAAAAGGGGAAAAAAGUAUACUUUUCAGGUUGGGGACUGCAGCCGAAAUUCAGCCGCAGAUUUGAUAGAUUGAGGGCCCUGACUUGGUGUAUGCAUGAUUUACUGCAGUUCAUUGAAUGGCAGCUAUUUUGCCAAUAAGAAAUCUUCCUGACUCGAUUCGUGCACAUUACAAUAGCAAAGACAUAAAUGAUGUUCAGAUGGCCCGUGAAGUUUCUAGACAAUAUCAAAGUGUUUUCAGAAAUUCAGAGGAUGGACAAAUUCUGAAGUUUCCAAGUACAAAGAAUGUUCUUUGGGAUCAUGAGACUCUUGGUGAAUCACAGACCCUCCAUAUUUCUGCUUACAGGAGGCCUCGUUUGUGUGUUAGUGAGAAAAUCUUGAGGUUUGGUCAACGGCAUGUCGAUACCUCCACAGAAAAGAACCUGUCCUGUGUUCUGGUUGGAUCACUUGCUAUCGAUGAUGAUGGCAUGGGUGUACAGUUCAAGGUUGAGAGACUGGACACCGCCUGUGAUCCAAACAGUUCCACGCGGCUGGCAGCUGGUGACAUGCUUAUACCAUUCACUGUACAGAAUGGGAGCAAAGAGCGCGGCAGCACUGAGGAAGACUACGUCAAUGCUAUCAAGAUGCUGACACAGCGUUGCAGUUCCAAGGACCCAGUGGACCUGGGUAACUUCCUCCUGGUGAAGGGCUGGUGCAGUUUCUACACCACGGGUGACACCAGUGUCCACCACGUGGAGUUUGAGAUGGUGACCAUGGCAACUGAGGUCAAGGUCACACCUAUCACGCCCGUGCCCAUCGUCCCCACCGCCCUGUCCAAGAACCUGUCUGGUCCGAUGAGCAUCAGCCACAUGCAGGGUACACCAAAAACGGGUUACCUGACUAUGGACCACACCCGCAAACUUCUCCUGGUGCUAGAAUCUGACCCCAAAGUGUCUAAUCUACCUCUUGUCGGCAUAUGGGUGAGUGGUGUGUCGUACGUGUACAGUCCCUACAUUUGGGCCUGCUGCCUCCGAUAUCUACACAACUCACACAUCACUGACAGAGUGUGUUCUCCCCCAGACCCGUUCCUUCUUGUUCUGUACAACCCCACCCACUCGAAGCCAGAGUUCUACGAAUGCUGCACUGCCAAGGGUGACAACAAGCUCACUUUUGAUCUCUGUGUAGGCUACGAUGCACUGCAAAUUAACAAGAUGAGUGCUGGCAGCACAGACAUUCUGGAACUGGACUUGAAGUCGGUCACUGAGGGACAGAAGCAAGAGCAGUUCAUGUCUGCAUUAGCUCAUGUGGCAAGCAGUUCCCAGAAUGAGAGUAGGAGAUCCUUGUCCCCAGACCCCGUAUCCAGUGAUGAUAUUACUCCGCGCCUUAAACCAGCACCUUACAAGUCACGGCUUCCAAUGGUGCAGUCAAUGGUCCCUGAGGUCACUCUGUUCUUUGGAGACGAGGACACCACUUUUGUGCCAAACGUUCAACACCCGUUAUCAAGACCAGGUUUUCCUGGGCCUGAAAUGAAACGACCACCUGUGGCCACUUCGACCCCACAUCAGUCGUCAGGUGGGCCUGUUCCAAGCAGUUCUGUACCAGCUCUUCAAAAAAAUACAGCUGGGAAUCGCCCUGCUCAGGUUCCCACAUCAGCUAACGAUUACAUGAACUUUAACAAUCCAAAUUCUGUUGCCCAUGCCAUGAACAGGAAUGUGGGGCCACAAACUAAUGCCAUGAGACCAGAUUUGCCCCCAGUCAGCCAGAACAUCAAUGGAAGCAGUGUUGCAGCCUCCAGCUCCGCAGUGCACCCUCAUCAUUCCGCCUACCCCGCACAUGCAGGUCACCCGCCCGCUGGAGGCCCAGUAAGGCUGUAUUGUACCUGCCCUAGUUGUCCAAGACCUCCACCAACAUCGCAGAUGUACGGCCAUCCCAGUAAUGGAUCCAACUUUGACCCCAGCAGACCGUCGGGUCCAGGUCCCUAUCCGUACCCUAGACCCCAGUUUUCCAAUUUUGGCCCACCACCUCCAAGAUUGCUUGGUACGGCUCACUUUAAUGGAUACCCUGGACCAACCCCUGGCUCCCAAUCAGGCAUGUCGGCUCCAGCAUGCGCACCAGUCCCCGUCCACCAUUCCUACCCACCGGCAGCUCACGAGUACCAACAUCCUGCUUCGAUGCCAUAUAGUUCUGCUCAACCCAUGACAUUCCCCAGUUCUCAAGCUCAACUGACAUUACAAGGUGCUCCUAAUGUUAUGCAAGAAGGUUCUCAGCAGCGUGCUAAAAUGCAAUCAGAAAAUCCCCGAAUGAUGCCCACAAUUCCAAAUGCCAGUAACAUACAUACAAACUCCGCUACCCCAAGACCUUUGAUACAGCAGUCAUAUGCUGCGCAGUCGUCAGGACCAAUGCUGUAUUCAUCCACUGCACCUGCCCCUCAGGCCAGUCUGGGACUACCAUCUAGAGUGGACGACAGAAAAGUCCCACCUCAAGUCUCGAGUCAGAGUGGGGAAGAUGUGUCAGUGAACGGAAGCGGUGAGAUUCGCAGAUCCGAUCAAAGCUCAGACAACAGUGGUCGGUCUAGUGAUGACAGUGGGCUUAGCUUCACCCCAGAGAAAAACAAUUCCCCAGCUAACCCUGGUCCUCUGAAGUCUUAUCAAGCAGAGUCAUCUAAUGGCGAACUUAAAUUGUCUCUUUCUUCUGUAAAGUGGGAAAAUAUUCCACCAGAGAUUUAUCAGUUGCUGUUGAGACAAGAACAGCAGUUGAAGCAGUUGCAAGCUCAAAUAGAAGUGCUUCAGUCCCAAUCCUUGAACAACACAACUGUUGAAAGUGCCAUGAACUCUAAUCAGUUGAGUCCGCAGUCUGUCCAGAAAUGCUCAGCAGGCACCAACACCUCCCUGGCAUACAACGAACUGAAAGAACAAGUCUCGGCUUGCAUGCAAACCAGUCAUCAACAAGAGCAGAGUGAUCGAGCCAUUUCAAGCCAGACAGAGAAUCGGAAACACGGUAAUGGAAAUGCAAAUGCCAAUAACAGAGAUGUCUCGUCGAAUUCAAGCGGAAGUGGGUGUGAAACGCGGACCCCGUUAGAGAUCCGACAUCGCGGCCGCCUGCCUAUGAACAGCACACAGAGGGAGGAUGCGGGAGAGCUGGACAUAUCCCAGGGGGAGCUGGUGGCCUUGAUGAACAACAUGCAUGACAAGACCAUAGACAGCAUGCAGUCAGAGAUGAUUGUGGACCUGCCGAGUUUCCAGUCUUCACCCUCUAGGUCACCCCGAAGCCAGGAGUCGUGUAACGAGUCUGCGUUCAACCUGUCGCCGAGGUCCCCAAUAUCUGCGAGCAUGUGUGAUGCGCAGCGAGAAACCAGCGAGACAGAGGAGUAUACGGAUGAGGAGGAGGAAGACAACACUGCAGGGACUGAUAAUCCAGAGUACUACAACAGACUGAUGGACAACAUCAAAAAGUUGCUGAGCCAGAACACAACAGAGACAACCCUGGAGAGAGACGGGUACGUGGGCGACAUUUCCUCCGAUCCCAACACGCCUGUCAAGUUGGCACAUGAGAACAUCAAACUGGGGGAACAUCUACAGUCAUUCCUGAGGUUUGACGCCAGCAGUACUAAGGCUCCCACUGACAUGACCUUCAUUCCGAAGAUCAACUACGUGUCCAUGUUCCUCGACUCAUCCGACACAGACACCUCCAUGGAGAUUAACGCCAUGGCGAUGAAAUACCUGAAAGACGAACAGCUCACUCAACUCACGAAACUGCAGGCGAAGAAUCGACUGCUUCAGGGCUCCAAAAAGGCAUCAGAGAAGACGGCCUUACUUCAGAGGAUUCUCAAGGCAGAAGAGGAGAGUACGCCAAAUGUAACCACCGUGGGAAUGUCCGACAAUAAUUUGACUUUUGCUACCAAGCGUUACCUAGAACGACACGGUCUAUUGAAUGACAGGACCUCUGGUAACACUACAGCCAGUGAGAGCACGCAGAACGACAGCUACCAACUGAGAACUAACUACAGCACCAUGACAUCUGGCUCAGAAGAUGGAGUCGCGCAGGUCACUCAUGAAGUUUUGAGCACACCAGCUAGUCGUAGAACAAAUCAGGCCGAUACUUUGACCCCAAAUUCUGCUCAAGCGUCCAGUAGUCCGUAUGAGAAUAGGAACAACAAUGCGGGUCAAGACUCCUCUAGGAAUACGUACAACGACUCGCGUCAAAGUGUCGAAAGUGGCUACACGCGGACUCCCAAACCAUACCAUGCCAUGUCGCGAGUGGAUGAACACCAGCGUUUCUUACAGAAUAAUAGCAACGCUAACAAAGUUACAGAUCAACAAAACUUUACCCCUUACUCGCAGAAUAAUAGUAACACUAACAAAGUUACAGAUCAACAAAACUAUACCCCUUACUCACAAAAACCUUCACCGUAUCUGCAGAGCACUAGGCCAGACUUUGGGAACGGCAUGGGAAAGUAUGCCAGUCCCCAGAUAACUCCGGCUCCAAAUCAGAACAAGUUUUCUCCCCCUUCUGGGGCAAAGAUGCAGCCGAAAAACAUGCAGAAUCAGUCUGAAAUGCCUGGGGUACCGAGCUAUUACAGUACACGUCAGCAUCGUGAGGAGACGAAUGAAGAUGAUAGAAUAUUAGAUAUUACACGCCUUAAACAAUUACCAAAAUUGCUUUAAAAUGUGGCUUUCUUUAGUUAGAUGAUUUUUUUUUGCGCUAAAUGAUAUAUUUAAAAAAUCGUUAUAAUUCAAAUAGCAUUGUGCUUUGAAGCUGCAUUUAGCGUUUCUAAAAUUUCAUGUCUUGUUUUUUAUGAGGCAGUUUGCAUAAAGUUAAUAUUGCUUCUAUGUCUGCAUAUUUAGUUGUCACAUAGGGACAUAGUGCUUGAUAUAUUUGCCAAAAAUUUCCAACGAAGUAUUUUGCUAUCAUUGCAUUCUCCAGUUUAUUUAUGAAUUAUACCGAAGCAUCGGUUAAAAAAUAGAUUGUUGAUUGCCAUAUUUAUCCUAUAGAAUAACAUUUUGUAGGAUUCAAAUACCAGUAGCAUAUUUUUAUGCAUACAUUUGUUUUAAGUAUUACCUCAAAGAAAUAACCUUUAUUCUGCCGAUUCGUUUAUUUGUACAGGUCUGUUUUACAAAGGGCUGUGAUAUCUUGUAUUCUAUUGUCUCAUUUUUACAUAUAUACAAAGGAUAUUUAUGUUUAUACUCCUAGUUUUACAUUUUAUUUUAUCUCUUUGUUUGAUUUUAAUUGUUCUUUGAUGCCCAAGGCAUUACCGUCCACUUGUAAUAAGUAUGGUCCAUCAAAUGUUCAGGAGGAAUUUUUGCAUGAUAUUUUGCAGAGCUAUCUGUCUCAUGUGUUCCAAGCUGAACCAGUUUAGUUUUUAAAUUUGAAUAUAAUUAUAGUUUAAUGGAGUUAGUAAAUUAAUUCAUUGCAAGGUGUCUUCUAGAAAGCAUAGGUUUUUAGUAGGUGAAAUACUUAGGCAAAAGUUAUAAAAUCAUACAUAAAGUUCAUUUAAACAAGCAUGUUCCCAAUAAAUUACAUAUUUCUACUACAUUAUUAAUCAGUAAUUUUUGUAUGUGGAAAUUAUGUUAUGUAAGUUUUUUAUAUGGGCCAUGCUCUGUGAAAAGAGGGUUUAAUGCAUGUGCGACAAGUGUCGUCCAGGAUAAGGCAAGGUUAAUCAGGGACGACACUUUCCGCGUUUACAUUUUUGUUUCAAGAAAGUUAAUUGCUAGCUAAAAUCAAGUUUAGACGGAAAGUGUUGUUCCUUAUUAGCCUCGGACGACACUUUAUGCACUUGCAUUAAACAUUCUUUUAACAGAGUGCAGCCCAAAUCAUUUUGCAAGUAACACUUUUAGCUUUAUUCAUGAAGAACUCAUUGAACAUUUUUACUGAUAUCUGAAAAUAUGGUAGCUUCAGAAGUUGAACAAGAAUAUCUUCAGAAAUUGUAAAAUGAGUUAUAUUGUUUUUUAAUGUAAAUGUUUUAGUAUUUGUAAAAAAAAUCUUGAUUGUAUGUAGAUGCUUAUUUACUUCUGCUUAAGAUCAAUUUUAUGAGCAUAUACAUAUACUGUAUAAGUUUACAAUCAAGAAGACAAUUAUUGUGUAAGUUUAAAAUGAUAAAUAUAAUUGAGUAUUUCAAGGAAGACAUGUUUUGUAUCAAUGAUCCUAGAUAAUUCUAAUGUAUAUUAGAUUUACGUUUGUUUAGUUCUUAUAGUCAUUUAGAAAGAAAAGAAGCAUUUAGUCUGUUGUAGCGACAUUCAUCUGAGAAUGUGUUCUUAAGUUACAACCUUAUUGAAUUAUAGUAUAAUUAGUAAUUUUAGUGCUAACAAUAAUAUUUGCAUUGUCUGGCUCUUAUCAUAAUUGUUGCUAGAUACUCAGUAGUUGAAUUGCAUUUUGAAAUUUCACAUUCAACAAACAAAUACAAAAACAGAAUGAAGAUAAAUGUGUUCAUGAAUGAAACUACCCAUCUGAAAAGAAACACAACUAUUUGAAAGUAUACUGUAUUAUAAUUUCAAAAUAUUUAUAUUUGUGCUGUUUUGUGUUCAGUCAAGUAUGAUGGUACUAGAAGUCAUUAGAAAUUUUAUGUUUACUGUAAAACUGGAAGUUGAGCUCAUUUUGUAACGCAAAAAUUUGCUCCUGAAUUUGUUCAUAUAUGAGACGCACUGUGGGCUUACUGCAUGAUCUAACAUGUCCAUAAAAGCAGAAAGUGUCAUAACUGAUUUUCCAGUUCAAACUGCACAUGCUUAACUGAGACGAAACUUUGCGCACAUGCAUUAAGCCCCAUAGAUACAAAGUGCUGUCAAUAGGUGGAGUUCUUUGGCUGAACUUUUAUUCUUACACUGUUCUGUUGAUUGUUCACAUGUACAUAGUAUUUUAUUUAUAAAUUAUUUGAAUAAAAUAUUUAUUUUUAACUAUA